Echinostoma caproni is the source of this 375-nucleotide messenger RNA. Lineage: Eukaryota; Metazoa; Platyhelminthes; Trematoda; Plagiorchiida; Echinostomatidae. The record is from the annotation of a GenBank genome assembly.
AUGGACACUUUCAGACUGUUGUACGCUUCCCAACUUAGACCAAGACUUGAGUAUGGUAGUGCGGUGACAUACUGCUGCACGGCCGGUGUACUGGCUAACUUGGAGCGUGUACAACGUGCUGCCACUAUACUCGAUGUUGAACUACGCGGGACCAGCUAUGAAGGCUACAAUUCUGUUUCCAGUUGCGUAUCGGCACCUGAGGGAACAUUUCAUCUGUCUGAGGAAGAUCCUGAGAUCCUGGGGUCGGAUCUGCAACAGUACUUCCUUUUACGGACAGAGGACCGCAUGCGGAGGCACUCUCUCACGUUGCGGAAACUUCAGUUAGUUGGUCUUCCGUUAGUUUACCGACUCUCAACGGGGUCAAGAACGCUAUAG